Messenger RNA from Linum tenue, 1033 nucleotides. Lineage: Eukaryota; Viridiplantae; Streptophyta; Magnoliopsida; Malpighiales; Linaceae. The record is from the annotation of a GenBank genome assembly.
CAUCAUCACAACCUCUCUCUGCUCUGUUCCUCUGCCUGCUUCAUCUUCAUUCCCGCUUUAUAACUUGCCCAUCACUUUGUCCUAAUCGAAAUUCGAAAGUAACUAGCCAAAUGGGUGGAAAGACGGCAGGGAGCAGUAGCACAAGGCUCCCCAGUUUCUGCCUCAACCGGAUUCGGCCGCAUGUAAGGGUCCGUUCGCCGCAGUUACAUCCCAACCAGAAACAGAGCAUUCCGGUGACCGCUAGGAAAUUUUCUCCGGGAGCUAACGACCAUAACAGCGAUCAAGAUGAGAAGAUCUCCGGCGGGGUGGCGGCGGCGGAGACGACAAAGGGGGCUUCUGCGGGGCGGAGGAAGAUAAUGAUCGUGGUUGAUUCGAGCGGGGAAUCUAAGGUUGCCCUGCAGUGGGCGCUCUCUCAUACCAUUCAGAGCCAGGAUUACGUGAUUCUUCUCCAUGUUUCCAAGCCAUCUAAUAACCAAGGUUUCACAAAGGGGAAAGCUACAAGAGGCUAUGAACUGGUGAACAAUCUCAAGAAAAUGUGUCAGGCUAAGAGACCAGAGGUGGAGAUCGAGGCAGCUAUUGUAGAGGGGAAGGAGAAAGGUCCUGCGAUCGUGGAAGAGGCAAAGAAGCAAGGUGCAGCUCUUCUUGUUCUGGGGCAGAGGAAGAGGUCGAUGACGUGGCGGCUGAUCAUGAUGUGGGCAAGUAACAAAGUCAACACGGCCGCCGUCGGCAGCGGUGGCGGAGGGGUGGUGGAGUAUUGCAUCCAGAAUGCAGAGUGCAUGGCGAUUGCGGUCCGGCGGAAGAGCAACAAACAUGGGGGUUACUUGAUCACCACUAAGCGCCACAAAGACUUCUGGCUCUUAGCCUAAAUUAUCGUAUCAUACCAAUAAUAAUAAUUUUAUUCACGUUUUUCUCUUUAAAAUGGACAAAGGAAAUAUGGCAAUGUGUGUCUUUGUUCUUUUCUUUCCAUAAUCAUUUUGCAGUUUGUGUUAACAAAUAGUUAUUCUUGUUUUAUGGGUCAUGAUUAUGUCUUCUU